Messenger RNA from Darwinula stevensoni, 5296 nucleotides. Lineage: Eukaryota; Metazoa; Arthropoda; Ostracoda; Podocopida; Darwinulidae. The record is from the annotation of a GenBank genome assembly.
CCAUAGUGAAGGGAGGAGUCGAGGACAAGACUGCUUUCGCAGUAAGCUAUACGGGCAACAUCUUGUUUAUCUUGAAUCGCGUGAACCUUAUCAUCAUAGCAAACACAGAGUGGUCUGAGCGGCAAAUUUCUUGGAGGCCGUCAAUCCUCGAGUGUUGUACCAUGAAGUGACUACUGUGAAGAAGUCCGUAGGCCUAGGCCUAACACCAGGCCUCCCCAGCGGCCAAUAGAAGGGGUUACCCCGUGCCCCAGUCGCUUUCUCUUCCUCAUCGAUUUAAUUCAUCGAAAUCUGACAUAGUCGACACGAGAAUCUCAUACCACAUCCUACCCAGAUCUGUCAUGUCUCUUUCUGCGUUCCUUUUUUUGACGAUCCUCUUCCCUGCAACUUACAUUCUUGCAGCCCUCUGCCCAUAUGGAGAGUUGGAUCCUCCUGGAAACAUCAUUAUUGUAGCAGGGUCAACCCUGAACCUGUCUUGUCGUCUAACUAAAUUUCGAGAAGAUUUUUCUGACCUUUCCUUUGCACGGACUGGACAGAAGUUUAAAGGUCUCCAAGAUCUGGAACACAUUGUUCUCAAUGAUACUGCCAUUCAGCUUCAUGUAGAGAAUGUGACAGCAGAUCAGAGUGGGAACUACAUGUGUCUUGUGAAGGCAAAGGAUGGCCCCCGAGCUAUAUGCAUGGCCUCUGUCAAGGUUGGAUUUCCUCCUCAUCCUCCUGAGAAGCUUCGAUGUAUCUCUGAAAACCUGGAGAGACUUGUGUGCACAUGGAAUGCUCCACUGAAUCCCAUCCCCACAAACUAUUCCAUCCACUAUUUCCUUCCUACUCCCUCCUCUCCCAGGAUGGCCUGUCCAGAGACAAGCCGCCUAAGAAAUGGGUGUGAAUGGACCCUAACUAGUAGUCCCAUCUACAUGGCAAAUGAAAGAAGAUUGCUUUUACAAGUAACUGCUGCCAAUGUGCUGGAUUCUGUGAUAUUCCCUGUGGUAAACUUUGAUCAUUAUGCUAAUGUGAGAGUAGCUCCAGUGGAGCAAUUAUCUGCACAAGCACAGAGCAGUAGUGCAGUUACACUCACUUGGCGGCUUCCUAUGGGUCUCCUUGAGAGACCUGAGCUGCAAGUAAAUCAUAGCAUCCACUGGAGAGCCGAAUGGGAUGAGUCUGAAGACUGGAAGGUUAUAGACGUGACCUUGGAGCAAUCGCGUGACCAAAAGUACAUACUGAGGAAGCUCCCAUUUGCUCACACGGUAUAUUACAUCAGAGUGAGGAGCAUUUCUGCUUCUGCUGAAAGUCCUGAUCUCUGGUCCAAUUUCUCAGCAACUCAUGCUCGCACAAUGUCUGAAAUCCCAAAGAGUCCUCAAACCAUAGAGAAUGCAUUUGAGGUGGAGCCAGAGCUUUCAUUAGAUAGUAGAUCAGUUUACAUCUAUUGGAAACAUCUACUGCCGGAGGAGGAGAAUGGUGGUGAUUUCCGCUAUAUGGUGAAUGUGGAAGAAGAAGGAUUCCACAAGCCAUUGUCAGCCAGCAAUUCCAGUCAAUCAUAUGUGAAGUAUGAAGGAUUAAAACAGGAGAGAGCCUAUACAUUUCUCAUCCAAUCUGUCAAUGAUCAAGGCCCUUCUCAACUUGCAUCUCGAGUCCGUCUCCCUCGUGCUACUCAGAUUGUUCCAGCACCACGCUAUUUCACAGCAGUCCUCUACCCUGAACAACUUGCUGAUGAAGAAACUCUGGAGAGAAUAGUGGAGCUGUCUUGGAAGUCACCCCAGGAAGGUGUUGAUGUUGAUUCAUACACAAUCUUCUGGUGUAAGCACAAAGAGAUCUGGCCCAAAAAGUGUCGAGGGUAUCUCUCAUGGGAUAAUGUUCCAGGCCAUGAUAACUUGGCCAAUGUCUCCUUGCGCUGGCACAGGGAUGAUGAAAUGGUGAGCCGCUUGAGAGAGGUUUGGAUGAAGGAGAGUAGGAAUGAUUCUCUGAGUCUGGGCUGGCAUCUGGAAUGCUCCAAUAGAGUUGGGGUAAUCCAAGGCUUUCUCAUCUCAUAUUGUGUUGUGAGCACAGAGAAACCAGAGCAAUGUCUUGGCCCUCAAGGAAAUGUGACGGUCACUGGAGAGACUGAAACAGGUGUGGUGCAUGAUUUGAAUCCAAGUAGUACUUACAAGCUGACAGUGAGGGUCAUCUCCCGUGCAGGCUUGAGUCUUCCCAAUGAUCCCCCCCUUCUCAGUGCCACUCAAGAAGGAGUGCCUGAAGAUGCUCCAAAACUUGAGCGGGUGGAGAAUGUGACAUCAAGUAGCAUGGUGCUCUACUUUCGUCCCCCAAAUCAACCCAAUGGGAAAAUUCGCUAUGGUGUUACAUACUUUGAUGGCAUUCAUCAUUCUAGUUUUCAUUUGGAGAAGAGAGAUUGGAUUAAGGUUACUGGUCUGCAAAGCUAUUGGAACUAUUCAGUGCAGCUGAGCCUCUGCACUGUGAACAAGGACGAUGCCUGUUCACCAAGGUCCAAACCUCUCAUUGUGGCAACACUCAUCGAUGCACCUGGAGAAGUGAGUGCUCCCUUAGUCCGUUUUGCAAAUGAUUCAACACUCCUUGUGUCAUGGGAACCACCAUCAGAAAAGAAUGGGCCAAUUGACUUUUAUGAGCUGGAUUGUGUCCGUUUUGAAGAUGACCAGUCAUCUAUUAUUCCUACUGUUCUCAUAUACACAACGCAAACCUCAAUCCAAGUUCCCGAGUGUGAUAGUGAAAAGGCCAAUCAGAAGUACAUUGUAAGUGUGAGGGCUGUUAACAUGAGAGGUGAAGAAUUUCUCUCUGGAAAUUGGAGCUCUGUUGCAACCCUGUCUUGUACAUCAGCUCUGCCCAAGUCAGUCCUGUAUGGAGUAGUAGUUGGUGCUGCUUUGCUGGCUGUCCUGAUCUUUCUUGUCAUCUUCAUUUGCAAGAGGGCUAAGAAGCGACUAGAGAAGAUGAAGAAUGUCCAGGUCACAUUACCUAAGGGAUUUCAGCAGGAGGAUGGUUGUGUGGGCAUAAAUCCAUUGACUGGAGAGAAGGCAGGAGUGUUUGUACGAUCUGAGUCUACUUACUCAGAAGACUUCAAGACCAGACAUGAUUCGGGCUGCACCACUAUCAGUGGAGACUCCACAGACAAAUUGUUGCACAAGCGGAAGAAGACUAAAUCUCGCUUUGAGACAGAAGAAAACACAUCUGGGUGCAGUUCAGGCAAGGAUAUUGAGUCAGAGCAGAAUGCAGACAAGAAUCGUAUCUCUGGGGACUCUGGAGCUGACAUAGAUACUAUCCCUGAGUCACCAAGCAGUGGAUUUGAGGGGUAUUGGAAAGGAUCAAAUGUGACACAGCGCAGACCAUCUGAACCCUGCCUGGACAGUUCAGGUCUUUCAUGUGCCUCACGUGGAUACGUGAAGGCUGGCCUCUCAUCCUCCCAUCCCAGCAUCCUUGAUUCCUCUGGCUCUUCCUCUACCCCAUGUACAAUGCAGACAAAGGCUGUGACUCAUGCUGGAGAGGGUCAUGAUGGCUAUUGCCAGCUGGGAUAUGGUGGAUAUGGAGAUCAAACCCCAUCUCCACCUCCAGUGGGCUCCACCUCUCCUCAUCAUUCACCCAAGACCACUAUUGAAAACUUGAUUGAUCUUCCAAUCAUUGUCCCAUCCACCCCACCAUCUGUUGCAAACAAGUUAUCCAUUGCCAGGCCCAAUUUCUUUGGAGGAGGGUAUGUGAAAGUGGGUGGCUCCCUGACAGAAGAUGAUGAUUUUGAAGUCCCUGAAGAUGAGGGAGGUGAUGACUUGAGCCUGGACUAUAUCCCAAGUGAACAAGAUGGGGACAAGCCUGACAGUGGUUAUGUGGGUGGGAGGUGGGACCCCAAGAAAGCCACUGCUCCUCACAGCAGCCACAGUAACAUGAGCAAGCCAGACAGUGGUUAUAUUGGAUCCUAUUCCCAUCAUCAUCUGGAUGAUGGUUACGUCCAGGCGGGUCUCCCUGAGGAGAAUUAUCUCCCGAGUGAAGAAGCACAGAAGCCAGUCAUGCCGAUGAUAAACAAUUAUGUCGAGCCAGAAGUUCACAACAAGAGUCGGCAGGGUCUCUCUGAAUAUGUGACCACAUAUACUUGAAUCAUGAAAUCAGGAAACUUUUUUACUAUCCAGCUUUGGGAUAUUGCUCAGAAUAUCGGAGGCUAGCACAAUUAGCUCUUUGAUUGUGUGACUAUGUGGGUUGAAUCAUGAAGUCAGGAAAUUCUCUUUCUUACACAGGUUUGGGAAAAUAUUUAGAAUACAGGUAUCAGAGGGUAACGCCGGUUGAAAUAACAAAACAUUGUGAUGACAUGUACAAAGGAAAAGAAAAUUUGAGUUAGAACAUUGACGUUUUUGCGGUUUCUCUCUUUCAUUGUCAACCCUUCUCUGUCAACUGUGAUGCUUGUCUGUUUCUCAUCAGAGAUGUAAAGACUUUAUGCUAUAAGAAGCUGGGGGAAAUCAGAGCACAAAGUCAAGCUUUUCUUUCUGGGAAUCUCAUCUCCUAGGUCUGACCUUUUCUUUCUUCUUUUUAUCAUUAUGUACAGUGCAAUGAGUUUCAUCGUUGUUGCCAAGAGUGACCAGGCAAGUGAUUGAGUUUGCCUCUGUUUUUCUUGUCAUUGAUGGAAAUUUUAUCAAGAGAUGUUUUGGACUUAAUGGAGCUGUUGAUCUGAGUGUUCUUCCAUAUGGCCACUGUGUUCUGACAUAUCACUGGCAUAAUGUGGCGGAAUGUCAUAGUGUGCAUGUUAGAUCCUUAGACCCCCAUCGUUAUGUUGUCGGGAACCCCUGAGUGCAUUUACCAUUUGUCUAGAGUAUUAUGAUGAUGACGUUGAUACUCGUCCUGGUAUUUUUUACUCUUUUCCCUCUAGAUACUUAAAACUCUUAUAGGAAUUGAAUCCUCAGUCCUCAACGUUAUUUGUCAUUCCUGUUGAAUCUGAUUCAAGAUAUGAAAGUGAGUGAUUUGAAGAUAUUUUUUAUAAAUAUUAUAUGCCAGAAUGUGUGAUGUAUGCUCCCUUUUGUGAAUCGGGACUGCAUGGAUUAACGCCAUCUUUGCUAUUUUGACGCGUCGAUUUUCCUUGCUUGUUCUAUAAGGUGCAGCUGUUCUUUUGCAGGUCUGUCAGAUGGCUUGCCCUCUGUGUUUCAAGCAUUUAAGAAUCUCUUCUUCCAUCCCUUCUCUUCUCAUACAAAGAAAUGUGCCAAAGCUAUAUUAUUUGCGCAGAAUCAAAACAAUGCAUUGCAGUUUUUUUUUUUUUUUUACCUUGGCUCAUAUUACAAAUCCCUUCUCCUGGCUCAAAUUGUGCACCUUUUUUUACUAUCGUGCU